GUUCUGUUCAACAUUUCGUGUCUUGGUCCCCUCAGACGUGUCUACACCCCUCUACCCGUCACUAGCAACACCAAUUGUCCAUCUGUAAGGAAUAUUGGCCACAGCAACCUCCAAGAUGAACAUCUUCAGAUUUCUGGGGGAUCUGUCCCACCUUGUCUCUAUACUUAUCCUUCUACACAAAAUGAGAGUUUCAAGUUCCGCAGCAGGAAUCUCGUUCAAAUCACAGUUCCUAUACUUCAUCGUCUACGUAACGCGCUAUAUCGAUCUGCUGUGGACCUUCUACGACCCGUCAUCACUCUACAACACUGUCUUCAAAAUCAUCUUCAUCUCUUCAUCUGCCUACACGAUCUAUCUCAUGCUCAACGACUACAAGCCUACUCAUGACCCCAAUCUUGAUACCUUCAAGGUUCAAUAUCUACUGGCAGGUAGCGCAGUACUGGCGAUCUUGUUCCCAUACAAGUACAGCUUCACAGAGAUCCUGUGGGCCUUCUCGAUUUGGCUCGAAUCUGUUGCCAUCCUUCCCCAGCUGUUUAUGCUACAGCGUACCGGCGAGGCUGAAACGAUCACCACCCACUACCUUUUCGCACUUGGAGCAUACCGUGCCUUCUACAUCCCGAACUGGAUAUACCGAUACAGCUUCGACUCCCACUACAAAUUCGACCCAAUUGCAAUCUUUGCUGGUCUUAUCCAGACGGUCCUCUACUCAGACUUCUUCUACAUCUACUACACAAAGGUUAUUCAAGGCAAGAAGUUUGGUCUUCCUGUAUGAGUCAUUCCGACGCUGGGACGAAGAGCCGACGAACUGGACCAAUACUGCUCCACAAAGCCGAUGAUACCCGACAUUUCUUACCCCGGUGGUCUAGAGUCGAGAUGUGCCGUCAGCAUGGCCUUACCGAAGGCCAGACGUGGAUAAACGCUCGGCUCAGCGAUAUAAAGGUGUACGAGCCUGGAGCACCUCAGCAGACUACGUGAACAACGAGUUAUGUAUAG
Molecule: messenger RNA, 990 nt
Organism: Pseudovirgaria hyperparasitica
Lineage: Eukaryota; Fungi; Ascomycota; Dothideomycetes; Acrospermales; Acrospermaceae
Product: ER lumen protein retaining receptor
Exons: 5
Coding region: 116-769 (217 amino acids)
Biological process (GO): endoplasmic reticulum to Golgi vesicle-mediated transport; protein retention in ER lumen
Cellular component (GO): cis-Golgi network; endoplasmic reticulum; membrane
Molecular function (GO): ER lumen protein retrieval receptor activity
Source: RefSeq, a predicted model, not a curated record